GUGUCGACUCGCAAGCGUGUGAGUCAGACAGCCUUGUAUCUCUCCGAAUUCAUCUAUGUAUUCAAAUAUAUAAACGGAAUUUUACCAAAAUACUCUCCGAUGUGGAUGGAGAGGUCAUAGCGGUACUGUGUGUGCAAAAGGGGACAUGUGGAGAGAUUAAGAAGUACAUUCCAAACGAUUUUCGUGCAGGCACCUUGCUGGAUUUCGUGGGUUGGUUAUGGCGGUGGUCGGGCAAAGACACGCUCGACACAUUAUAAUGCCCCCUCCCAAUUUACCUCCCCACUCCCAACAUGCUAUCCUGACGGCUGCUGUGGCGGUACCCUAUUACCAGGUUGUGCCCCCACAAGAUGUCCAGCCGGACAGACCCAUAGGAUACGGUGCAUUUGGAGUUGUCUGGUCAGUAACGGACCCACGAGAUGGAAAGAGGGUGGCGCUGAAGAAAAUGCCUUGCGUCUUCCAGAACCUGGUGUCCUGCAAACGGGUUUACAGGGAGCUGAAAAUGCUGUGUCACUUCAAACACGACAACGUAUUAUCAGCUCUCGACAUCUUGCAGCCGCCAAACAUCGACUUUUUCCAAGAAGUUUAUGUUCUAACAGAGCUAAUGCAGAGUGACCUGCACAAGAUCAUUGUUUCUCCACAACCCCUCACUUCCGACCAUGUCAAAGUCUUUCUCUACCAAAUACUCAGAGGCUUAAAAUACCUCCAUUCCGCCAGAGUUUUACAUCGUGAUAUCAAACCAGGAAACCUACUAGUCAACAGCAACUGUGUACUAAAGAUCUGUGAUUUUGGAUUGGCGCGGAUUGAGGAGCCGGACGAGUGUAUCCACAUGACCCAGGAGGUGGUGACCCAGUACUAUCGGGCCCCGGAGAUCCUCAUGGGGGCCAAGCAUUACGGGUCCGGUGUCGACAUCUGGUCCGUCGGCUGUAUAUUUGCAGAGCUGCUAGGACGACGGAUUCUCUUCCAAGCACAAAGCCCUAUACAACAGUUGGAACUCAUCACAGACUUGCUCGGCACACCCUCUGUCGACGACAUGAGGACGGCAUGCGAUGGCGCGAGGGCACAUUUACGGAGACAGCCCCAUAAACCGCCCUCACUGGCCGCCCUCUACACCCUGUCUAGCCAGGCCACACACGAAGCAGUACACCUCCUGUGUCGUAUGUUAGUCUUCAACCCUAAAAAACGAAUCACGGCGGCGGACGCCCUUGCUCACCCGUACCUAGAUGAGGGACGCCUACGUUAUCACUCAUGUAUGUGUAAAUGUUGUCUAAACACCAACUCCUCAGGGCGCCAGUAUACCUCAGACUUCGAACCAGUCUGUCACCAGCCGUUCAGCUACACGUUCGAGGAAGGACUAACGUCCGUUAGAGUAGUCAAAGAAAAAUUACACAAGUUCAUUCUAGAACAGCAGCAAGGCAAUUCGGUGCCACUAUGUCUCAACCCAAACUCCAUAUCAUACAAAAGCUUUGCAAGGGAUCCACUUUCUGACCGAGACAACGUGAAGAGGGGCCACUGACCUGUAAAAUUCACAAGUGGCACAGCCAUCAGAACUCCCACCUUCUCCUCACGCCUGGGACUAGCCUCAGCCUCCUCAUCUGUAUCAUCUUCAUCAUCAUCAUCAUCACUUCAGCCAGGACCAAAGUAUGAAUGAUUCAUUCUACCCAUUGUUGGAUGUACAAAUGUGUUGGUUGACCUGGAGCUCAACACUUCAGCCAAUGAACUCCACUCAUCCACAUCUCAGUUAGAUAGUUAGAUUAUAAAGAUUUUGGUGCUCACAGAUUAUAAAACUUGUGUGUAUAAAUAUUGUUGUAUAAUAAUUGGACGAAAUGUCAGUUUUGUCUUAAGCUGUAAUAACACUGUUUGACAGUGAAAACAUUCAUACUGUAUAACAGUUCUGUGUCGUUUAAACUCCGGAUUGAUAUGUGAUGGUAGGUUUCACCUAGUUACCACUGAAACCGUCAAAAUGUUCCACUUCUUCCAAAAAAUUAAAAGAUUGAGAGAAAUCUUAAUUCAUUCAUUAGAAUCAUUGGCAAAAAAUGUACACCCAGGGUGUUUCUUCCAGUUAGAAUCUUUAAAAGAAAAUUGUGGAAAAAUAACAGUACUGUCAAACAAAUGCUCAAUAUUUUGCAACGAAUAUUGAUCUGUACAGCUCUGUUAGAACACAUCUUUAUAGAACGAAGUACCGGGUAGUUAAGUAUACAUAACAUGUCGCACCUGUCCAUAUACAAUCUUCUGAUUGUUUAUAUUUUUCAAAAACAAAAGAUUAUCACCCCAUAUUAUAUCUGGGGUUAUCUCCCUUUGUCAAUUUCAAGUACAACCUACCGUCACAUAGCUACCUGGUGAAAGAUCUCAACCCAGUCAGGCUUCAACUCUUAUACGGGCACAAUUUUCUGCUUUCAUGAAGUUACUAAAAAGUUCAUGAAACUUUUGUUUCUAAAAAUAUUCUGUUCUGAAAAAUUCAAGAAAACUUGAUGAUUUUAUCUCAACAAUUGACUUUUAUUUUUGUUGGAAGCUAUUAACAAAAAGUAGAAGGUUAAGUUUCAAUUAUUUAAAACGUGACCAGUUUAGGGAAAAACCUAGAGUGGUGGGCCAUUUUUAGCAAUUUUCAGUAAAUAUCAAAAUUAAGAAGGGCCAUUCUAUGUUAAAUUGGGGGGGAAAAAAAUCGAACAUGGUGGGGUCAAUUUCAGUUUUGAGGGGUCAAGGGCCCUGCCAGCCUUCUCUAUGUACCCCCUAGCUGAGUAGAAGUCGGACUGGAUUUUAUUUAUCGUAUUAAUUAGGGUGACUCACAUAUCAGUGGAGAAAUCUCCACCAGUUUGUAAUGUAUGGUUAGAGAUUUGUCUCCCCUUGUUCUAGUGUAGAGUGGGGGAUUGUCUCCCCUUGUGCCAGUGUAGAGCGGGGGAUUGUCUCCCCUUAUGCUAGUGAUGAGCGGGGGGGAUUGUCUCCCCUUGUUCUAGUGUAGAGCGGGGGAUAGUCUCUCCUUGUUCUAGUGUAGAGCGGGGGAUUGUCUCCCCUUGUUCUAGUGUAGAGCAGGGGAAAGUCUCUCCUUGUUCUAGUGUAGAGCGGGGGGAAUGUCGUCCCUUGUUCUAGUGUAGAGCGGGGGAAUGUCGUCCCUUGUUCUAGUGUAGAGCGGGGGAUAGUCUCUCCUUGUUCUAGUGUAGAGCGGGGGAUUGUCUCCCCUUGUUCUAGUGUAGAGCGGGGGAUUGUCUCCCCUUGUUCUAGUGAUAAGCGGGGGGAUUGUCUCCCCUUGUUCUAGUGUAGAGCGGGUGAUGGACCACGUACGAAGAUCUGUGGAGUAUGUGUUAAGUGCAUUCAACAGCCGUUUGUUCCUUACAAUGAAUGAGCCAUACCUCGGUGCCAGGCGAUGGUAUGUAACUCAGCAGAGACUCAUCCUGUGAAUGAAUGAAUAUUUCCAAUUAUUACGACAUGAAGAAGGACUGACUCAGCGCGUCUGGAGAUGUGUCGUUGGUGGGAUUGUGCCAGUAACUUGUAUAAACCCAUGUUUUGUAAAAUCAUACAGACUUUUUGAAUGUCGUCUGUCUUGUAUUUCGGCAGAUGAGGAAAGUUUUUUUCGCCAGAUGUGUGUGGAGUCGACGGGGAUUAUUUAUAUACAGAAUUUGUCAAGAUACACAUUUCCCAGUUCAAAGCUCUGAAAUGUUUAUGGCAGAAUAUUGUGAAAAGUGUGAUGUAAAUUAUGGACUGUAGUCAGAGGCCACUUGCCUGUUGACAAGAUAGGUUGUGUGUUAGUUGGAGUUGCUAAAUGUUUCAGCUGCUUUGUACAAAUGGAAACCUCGGUCGAUGUCAUUGCGUGUGAGCUCUAUGCGACUCGGUACCAGUGUAGCCUCCUCGUAAGAUAUUUGUGGUGAUCGGCAUGGUGACAUCAUUGGUGUGUAGCAGAGGUCAGGAAUCUCAUCACAAUGGUUUGUCCUAGUCAGCCAUUUUUACUUUCCCCGUGUUUGCUGCAAAUGGUGAAUUCUUACCAAGAUCUCGCUAGAUCAAAAUAUAUAUAGGUCCAAGAUUUUUUUUUUUUUUUAUGUUUUACUCUUAGCAACUUUUUAAUUCCAAAUCUUAUUAUUACUUGAAAUAUUUAAAUGAACCAAUCAUCCCCACGUUUUCAAGGUGGAAUGUUCCAUUACAUUCAGUCUGGUCAUUCCAAAGAGGACAACAGGGUUGGAAGUGUUAUUAGAAAUACACAACACAAUCUUGUUAUGUCGUUUAAAUUACACAACACGAACCUUGUCAUGUCUUUCAUGACAUGAUCAGAUUUAUCGUGGCCUGACCGAAAUCAUGACAUUUAAGUCUUAUGAACAGCGCUGUAUACCAUGUAUGAUAUUAUUUUACUGGAAUGUGAUAUGUUACGAAUCUAUUUAUAGAAACUUGCUUGAGCAAAUGAUAAAAUCAUGACCAAUGGAAACCUUUAACAAAACGCCAAGCAUUGUCGGUAAAUGUAAUAAGUUGGGGCAUGGUAGGUACGUUGUUGUGGUUUCUAGUCCCAGUUUGUAAACAUUCCUCAACUUCGAAGAAAUUCUUGACUUUAUCUUUCCAUGGGAAAGUAAAACAUAGCUGGAGUAAGGGAAAUGAAUUUCUGUAAGUUAAGGAAUGUCAGGAAACUGGAUCGCGGACACUACAGUAAAGAAACCAGUGUUUGGGACACUUUUCCGGUGUGUCUUGUCCGUACCGUAAUGAUCCUGAUUUAAUUGUCGAGGCUUUCCCUAACGGUGUUGUGUUAUACCGAUUACAGUCCUCGCCUAAUGAUCUCACGUUGAUGGAAAUGUAUAGCUCACUUUUUAUUAUUACUAUUCCUUCUUUUUCAUCCAUGAUAUGUCGUUUAUUUUAUUUCUUAUUUGUGUUUGACUAAUGUAUUCUUAAUGAUGAGAAUGUAUACAAUAAUACCUUACUUAUUAUUUUUUGUCCAAGUGUGUAUGUUAUAAUGAUAUGUGGUUUGCAAAUGUACAUAUUGAUUAGAAAAAAUCAAAAACAGGAAGGUGAUUCCAACUCUCAAUUCUUUAACUCGUUCACCCCUGAAAUUUCAUAAUGAACUAUUCCAACCUUUGAAUUGGAGGAGUUCACAUGUGUCUUCAGGGGUGAAUGAGUUAACUAACAGUUUUAUAUAUUUAUUAUUUUCUUCCAAUCAGACAAUAUAUGCAUGUCGGAAAUAUCCAGUGUGUUUUAAAAAUGCCUGUGCUCUAAGCCAUUAUGUGUAGCAUGCAUUUUUUUCAUUUCUAUAAAAACUGGUACACAAAAGCAGCAACUGCAUUAAGUGUUCUACGGUUGUCGCUUGAAAAGAUGUAAAUACUAGGUAUUGAAAUACGUAAUUUGAUGAUAAGUAUCCAUGCUUUGGUUGUAUUUUACAUAGUACAUCAACUUCGGUAUUCAAGAAAGAAAAUGUCCAUGUUCUUUGGACAGUAAGCAUCUUCUAACACCAUAUUAUAUGCCAGUAUUUUUUUAGCGUGAGAAACAAAUCUUUCUUGUUUAACAAGUAGACCUUUUUCUUUCCAUGAAUAGAGAUGAAAGUAAUGAUUUCUUACUUUCUGCUUUCUGUAUGUCAGAACAUCUCAGGGAAAAUGUACUGCAAACUGUCGCCCCAACAGGCCUCUCCACACCCACACCACAGUAUCAAACUAGGAAUAGCGAUAUUUUAUUGUACAUUUUUAUGUUCUUUAAGAACGAUCAGCUGCGAGGGUUACCUCGUUUGUAGAUGGUUGGUUUAUCGGUAUGAAUGCUGCCAGUAUCCUAUGCAUUAUAAUACCACUUCCUUGGUCUAAAUGGUAAUGUCUACAUCCAUAUUUUUACAUUUCUACCCCGAUUAUGUGUUGGUACCCAGCCGUCUUACACGGUGGUAGUGUGUUAUUUGUACUCGGUAAAUGGUUGUACAAUUGAGUGUUCUUAUACUGCAGGAGUUACAUGUUUUAAAAAGAUAAUCAAAGUUUUUGUACAUUCAAUAUUUCGUCUUUGUUUAGAAGGAGAUUUUUUGCCAGUUCAUCAGGGUUCCAAUGAAAUUUGCCCAAUCACAUGCAUUUAAUUGUGUAUAGUUGCCAUGACAACAACCUAUUGUUGAGUUUCACUUAGCAUGACCAACCAUCGACCAAUUGGUGAACCACCAAUGAAUCAGCCGGCUCUCGGAGCAGAUGUAAGUGGCUGUUCCGUUAAUACCUCGUCACUUCAGCGGCGAGUGAUUUUGAUGGAAAGCAUGUUGGUGGUUAACGGAACAGCCAAUUAAAGAGCUGUUUGAGCCGGCAGUUCUUGUUAACUUUUUAGGAUGUUUUUUUUUACACACGGGUGCAUUCCAUAUAGCUGGUAACGCACUGCCCUUUUGCCAGAAAAGUAAACUACACAAUGAUGUCGUUCAAUAUACAUUAUCUUUUUUGUUGGUUUUUUUCCCCUGGUACUUUUAUAACACAAGAAAUAUAUGUUUGUUUCUAUAUCAAAUAUGUGUGUGUUUCUGUGUUUAUAGCGACCGGUAGAUUUUAAUUUAUUCCAUAGUUGUGUUUGUAUGUUGGUGUAAGAUGUUUUUGUCAUUGCAAUCCUUUUGAUCGAGUGUACGCUUGACCUUGUGAAACGCCAAACCCUAUACACUACAAAUGUGGUGCAAAUUAUAAAAGGAAAUCCCAUCUCUGAAAGCUGUUAAUUCAAGUUACCCUUCUUUCAUUAAUUCUGAUAUUCAGCACAGAUAUGAACAAUGAUAUGCUCUAUUGGCCAUUUCAGAUAUGGGAUUUUUCUGUAGAACUCGCUGGAGAAUACGAAGUUAGUGAAGAGUUCAUUAUGAGAUCAAAUGACAAAGGUUCAAAGAAAAGUGACAAUGUAAAGAAAGGGUGUAGCAUUUUCAAAUACAAAAUUUAGAUAGCGUUUUGUCCGAGUCACUACCACAUUGUUUCGUGUUCAGGGGAGACAACUCUUAGUCUCGGCAACAUUGAGACAAUAUAUAUAUAUACAUACACAUACCUAUAUAUUAUUAACAGUUGUACAGUUUUUAUGUAAAUGAGCAAAGGUCAUUCCACAAAUCAAUGUGUACAAAGUCUUGUAAAUCUGAUAUUUUUGUCAAUGGAAUGUUUCUAAAUAUGCGUGUUUGUACAGUGUCGGGUUUAAUGACUUGGUGAGUUUGUGUUUGCAUGAAGAGAAACAGGCUUUGGCGUCCAAUUCCUUACAAUGAUGUUCCCCAAAAAAUAAACUGCAGUCAACUUGCACCAAGUUAUAUAUAGAUAAUGGUGCUUCUAUUACAGAUCAAAUUAAACAUGGAAAAUUUCAUUAAAAAAAAAUUCAGGGCCAAGAGGUUGAAAGACUGACAAACUAAAUUAUAAAAAAAAAUAUUAAUGAAGUAUACUUUUAAAAGAUCAGGUUUAGAACUAAAAAUUCUAUAUGUAGGAUUUCAGAAUGACAAUCUGGAGGAAAGAAAAAUAAAAGUUAUGUAAAUUUUCAGAUAUUUCUCCAAAACUGAUUUUUGAAAAUUUUGCAUUGAUGUCUCCUUAAGACUUCAAGUAAAUACUGAAUAUUCAUUAGAACAUCUCAGGAAUUGGAAACCAUGCCUAGGGGUAAAUGAUGGUGUUAUAUAUAUAUGGUGAUAUAGUGUAGAUACAGGGGAGGUAACUCUCCCAAUGUUUAGACAAAGCUUUGAUGUCGGUGUGAACAUUAUAUUGAAUGUGUUUACUAUUUGUGUAAGGGCAGGUAACUCUGACCUUUCCGACAAAUCCCAUCCAUUCUCCAUGUAGUGAGAACAACACGGCCACAGGUCUAGUAAUCUCAAAAUUAUUUGGUGUUGCAAAAAUGUUAUGAUCAUUAAUAUUUUCCUUUUUUCCUCUUACAUGUACUUGAAUGGCCGAUCUGGUCUAUUAGCGUGUGCAAUUUUUGUAUCAGAUGUAUAUAUAUAAAUAUGAACAGUAGUUGAUAUAAAGUGUCCCCGUUACAGUGUAAAAGUUUAUCAGACUUUUUAACUUGCCCCUUUAAAGUUGUCCAUAUUAUUGUUCAAAUUCAACAAAAUGAAUACAUUUUAUCCAGGUCAAAAGCAAUAUGAAUUUGACUGAAGCUUUGGGUAGUAGUGGGGGAUAUUUUGGCGGGAUGUAUUUUCCGCGUCUGUGUUUUAGUUCCCCAUUGUACACGUGACAUUCAGUGCCUUCCGUUCGUACCUCAGGUCCUGUACACUUGUUCCGUUGGCAAGUUUUAAAACCCAAACUUUUACCCAAAAAUCUGUUGACUAUUUUUUUUUUUUUUUUUUUUUCCGAUGACCAACAAAAAAUCUAUUUCUUCACUCCUGUGGAUCUGCAUGGUCAAUGUCUGUAGAAAUUGUCAGUGUUUUUUUGUCGCAUUAAUUAGCCAAAAUUGAUCGGCUAAUAGUAUACCUAUUAAUGAAUAUAUUGUCAUUAAAAGACAAAUUUUUUUUAUCAAAUUUUUUAAAACAAAGCAAGAGGGAAGUUGUUAGCUUGUUUGGUUGAAGAUAUUUGUUUUGUUUCUUGCUAGCUGGACACCGUUACGCAGGUUCUCCCAAUGUCGAGCCUUAAUUUCCUUGUAUCCGUGUGUUAGGAUGACCGUUGUCUUUAAAAUGAUAUCUGAUGUUUCACUGCAAGUUGUUUCAAACAACAGCCAGUGUUGGUAGCUGUUUGGAGCAGUGACACCCUGUGCCAUACAGGUGUAGGGUUUCACCAGACAGUAACCUCUGUAUGUGAACUUUGACCAGGGUUCACCUUUGACCUAUUGACCCCUGUGGCCUUUGAAUUAUUAUCUUGCCAGAGGUAUGCAAUGGGUUAGAAGGUUGUGUGGGUGAAUUUAUUUUGGCUGUACAAACUGCCGCCCCGCCCCCUGGGGUUGUAGGCCCGGGGGUCGGGGUUAUUUAUUGUUUGUCCAGGUCUGCCUAGUUGUAUUGCUAUAUAUGAUAUGUCUAUAUUUAGAUACGGUAGAACCCUAGCUUUUGUUAUGUUUUGCACAGAAUUUGCAAGUGAAGUGUCAGAAAGAGACAAAUUGUGUAUGUGAUGUCUAUUUACAUGUAUUUAUGAACGAAGUAAACUUUAAUAAAUGGACUAAAACCUGAAAAAUAAAC
This is a messenger RNA of Mizuhopecten yessoensis (Yesso scallop), 9022 nucleotides long. RefSeq names its product serine/threonine-protein kinase NLK-like. Gene Ontology annotation, molecular function: MAP kinase activity; ATP binding. Lineage: Eukaryota; Metazoa; Mollusca; Bivalvia; Pectinida; Pectinidae. The transcript has 11 exons. Bases 218 to 1513 code for a protein of 431 amino acids. Gene Ontology annotation, biological process: intracellular signal transduction; protein phosphorylation. The record is from RefSeq and is a predicted model, not a curated record. Gene Ontology annotation, cellular component: cytoplasm; nucleus.